GCUAUAGGGACUUUGAGGCCGGCUGUAUUAUAGAGGGUGGCCUGCUAGCACAGGUCUAUAAUGGAGACUUUGAGGUUGGCUGUAUAUUUAAGUGAGCAUUUCGUUUGAGCUAGUAACACGAACGGUGGACAAAAAUUCACCCACCUUAUAUUUAUAUCCACCCACCUACUCCCCCCCCACACACACACACACACAAGAGUACAAUAUUCCACUUGAGACUCUCUUGUUUUCCCACUGUAGGUAUAUAUGAGAGCUAAACUGGAUGUCUGUCCUUUCAAAGAGCUGGAGGAUUUCAAGAGCUGCUCACUAGAGAACUGUGUAGUUACUAGUUACCUAGGUCACCACCAUUAAUGUGCUAUUGUUUAUAGUGUGGUGGCUGUGAAUCAUUAUCAACACCCACUCAAAUAAUUAUAAUUAUGUAUCUAAAAAUAGAUCAGUUUAAUUAGUAGGGGAAGGCCCCAGAAAGAGGGUGCGGCACUUUGCUUUGUUAUGUUUACUGAGAAAUUAAAUAAGAUCAUUAAGAGGCGAGUGUUGAACAAAACUUCGAUGGCUACUGGAGAAGACUCAGGGUUAGUGCCGUGGAUUCGCAAGAAACUCGGUUUCAAGACCCCAGAGAGAAGAACGUGAGCAAAGUACAGAUUAGCUUGCAAUUAAUUUUAACAGGCUAUUAUUAUAGCUAAUCAUUGUCAGGGCCCUCUGGCUCCAAUUUCCCCCCCCCCCCUAAAAUUUGCAUUCAGGUACUAGUUGUAUGACUGAGUGACCAUAGCUGGCAGUGUUACAUACUAAAACAGGGUAUUGAAAUAACAGUUGACCUUUUUCAGACAAAUUAAUGUUCUGGUUACUUUUCAAAAGCACGCCUUAUUUCCCCCUCUAUACUAAAUCCUUAAUGACACCACCUGAUUGUUGUAGUGUGGAGCUUAUAAAUGCUAACAAGAGCUUAUUAAUGUACAUAGUAUACGUACAUGGACACACAUACACACACACACACACACACACAUGCACACCCACACACACAUGCACAUACACACACACACACACACCCACACACAUGCACACAGGAGGCUGGACACUGUGCCAGAUACACCCAGGUAAGGUGAAUUGCAUGUCCCACACACACACCCACCCACACACACACACCUACACACAUCACACAGGAGACUGGAAACUGAACCAGAUACACUCAGGUAAGCAAUUUGUUGAAUUGCAUGUCCCACACACACCCACACACACACCCACACACACAUGCACACACACCCACACACACACACCUACACACAUCACACAGGAGACUGGAAACUGAACCAGAUACACCCAGGAGACUGGAAACUGAACCAGAUACACCCACUGUUCAGGAGCAGCUGGCCAGGGAUCUGUGGAAGGCUGCAGUCUCUAAGGAUGUCAGCAAAGUGAGGUCCGUUUUGAGACAGGGGGCCAACCCCAAUCACCAGCUCUACUGGAGUGAGGAGUGGAGGGACAAUUAUAGUAUCCCUCCAGUACACCUAGCAUGCUCGAGGGGCUCCCUGGAGAUCACUAGAGCACUCGUUAGUGGUGGAGCUGAUAUAGAGAAAGGUGAUGGACGAUAUGGCACGACUGCAUUUCACUAUGCGUGUUGGGGAGGACAUAUGGAGACUGUGGUGUGUCUCUCACAAGAGAUGAAAUGUCAUAUUGAUGCGAGGGACAAGGGGAACCAAACACCACUACACUGGGCUUGUAGGAGAGGACAUAUACAAGUUGUAAAAUACCUUGUGGAGGUACUCAAGGUUGAUGUUGAUGUGACUACUAAUGUUGGCAAGACUCCUCUUGACUGGGCAGUAGGGUUUGGUUACACUGAAGUUGUUGAAUGUCUCCAGUCUAUACAGCCCUCCACUCCUAAACCAGAUACUCCAAAUGGUUCCGAACAACUUCUUUCUAAUUCAAUUGUUGACAAGACCUCAUCAAUGACCUCUGACCCUCUCUCUGGUCAACAGACACCCAGUGCUGGAACCAGAAACAACUGGUAG
Molecule: messenger RNA, 2000 nt
Organism: Halichondria panicea
Lineage: Eukaryota; Metazoa; Porifera; Demospongiae; Suberitida; Halichondriidae
Product: serine/threonine-protein kinase TNNI3K-like
Exons: 8
Coding region: 1206-2000 (264 amino acids)
Molecular function (GO): protein binding
Source: RefSeq, a predicted model, not a curated record